AAAAAGUCGACUACAGUAUUUUUACCAUUUCCUACACAUUUUAGGGUUUGAUUGAGGAGAGAGGGCAGUGGCUUUUAUACUGCAACUCUUCUCCUUUCCAUCUCGUCGAUGAAGCUUUUCAUCUCUCUUUUUGCUUUUUUCAGAUUUUCUUUCGUCUUUUGCUUUGUCUUGUAGCGUUGCUUGACAACGAGAGAGAGCACGCUUGUCCGUGUUCAUGCGCGUGGACGUGACUGUGUACAGGCGUGCUCUCUCUCGUUGCCACUCAACUUGCUCGGCAAGGCGCUCCUCCUCAGCCUCUUCUAUCUGCAUGAAAUGUCGGUAGGCGGAGGACAUUGGAAGGCAAGCAUCAAAGAGCCAGAGAAGAAGCAAAACAAGGCCAUAUCAACCACACCAGAAGACCGAAAUGCUGCUGCAGGUACUCUCAUUUCCACUUCAAAUGCAGCUCUUCAAGACAGAACUGCUCCUCUAGUUAGUGCACUGAAAGCUUCCGCGCAACAAAAUGCCGCCGGCUUCCAUUUUCCUGGACACAACAGAGGCCAGGCCGCACCGCCUUUGCUAGCUGAGCUCAUUGGCAUAGGAGCCUUCGCCCAUGAUCUCCCUGAGCUUCCGGAGCUCGACAAUCUGUUCUCUCCAAAUGGAGUCAUUUUGGACGCGCAGAAGCUAGCUGCUGAGCUGUUCAGAUCAUCUGAAACAUGGUUUCUUGUUGGUGGGACCACUUGUGGGGUCCAGGCAGCGAUCAUGGCCACAUGUUCACCUGGAGAAACACUCAUUCUUCCACGCAAUUCCCAUAUCUCGGCAAUUUCCGCUAUGGUCUUGUCAGGUGCAGUGCCCAAAUAUAUAAUACCACAGUACAAUCCAAGGUGGGACAUUGCCAGCGGAAUCACAUCAUCGCAGGUAGAGAGAGCGAUCGACGAAUUGAAGUCAGAAGGCAGAGUUCCCACGGCAGUUCUGGUCACUUCACCAACAUACAAUGGAAUCUGUAGCAAUGUGAGUGAGAUUGCACAGCUCUGCCAUUCCCACAGCAUUCCCAUCAUAGUCGAUGAAGCGCACGGAGCCCAUUUCAGAUUUCACCAUCAGAUGCCAAACACGGCCCUUGAUCAAGGGGCGGACAUCGUCAUCCAGUCCACACACAAGGUCCUCUGUUCUUUAACACAGUCGUCAAUGCUGCAUAUUUCAGGAGAUAUAGUAGACAGAGAAAGGAUACGCCAAUGCCUUCAGACGCUUCAGAGCACCAGCCCAAGCUAUCUGCUUCUAGCAUCGCUAGAUGCUACGAGAGCUCAUCUAAGCAAAGACCCAGAUACCAUUUUCGAUGAGCCGAUGGAAUUAGCAGCCGAAGCAGUCCGCCAUAUCAAGACAGUCCCAGGCAUCUCGCUCAUGACUCUUCAGGACUUUCCCAAUUUCCCCGCCAUUGAUCCUCUCCGCAUUACAGUCGGGGUUUGGGAGCUCGGCCUAUCUGGCUAUGAAGCAGACGGGAUCCUAUGCAAGGGGCCCGCCGUCAUCGCUGAGCUGGCGGGCGGGCGGUCGCUGACGUUCGCCGUCAGCUUGGGUACUUGCAGACAGCAUAUUCAGAGGCUUGUAUCAGGACUAGACCAUUUAUCGGCGACUUUCUUGCAGAAGAACGGGUCGGGCGGCAGGAGGGAGGGGGUGAAGGAUAGUGGGUGUGCACCCUUCGCUGAUAUUAGCAUGGAGAUGAGUCCUAGAGAGGCCUUCUUUGCAAGAAAGAGGAGUGUGAAGAUAGAAGAAUGCAUUGGAGAGGUGUGUGGAGAGUUCAUCUGUACAUAUCCACCAGGAAUUCCAGUGCUAAUACCAGGUGAGAUUAUUACUGAGAGAGCUUUAUCUUAUUUGUUGGAUGCUAGAAACAAGGGUGCUGAGAUCAGUGGGGCAGCUGAUCCUCAGAUCUCAACCGUUGUUGUAUGCAAAUGAGAUUAUCAUUUUACCAAAACGCUGUGUCUUUGCUUUGGUUGCUUGAAAGUAUAGCAUCUGGGAUAGCAGGUGCAUGAUGGAAA
Molecule: messenger RNA, 2006 nt
Organism: Magnolia sinica
Lineage: Eukaryota; Viridiplantae; Streptophyta; Magnoliopsida; Magnoliales; Magnoliaceae
Exons: 3
Coding region: 313-1923 (536 amino acids)
Molecular function (GO): catalytic activity
Source: RefSeq, a predicted model, not a curated record